This is a messenger RNA of Caenorhabditis elegans, 1583 nucleotides long. It is a transcript of the gene glb-8, whose product is annotated as Globin domain-containing protein. The transcript is spliced from 8 exons. Bases 15 to 1223 code for a protein of 402 amino acids. Lineage: Eukaryota; Metazoa; Nematoda; Chromadorea; Rhabditida; Rhabditidae. The record is from RefSeq and is marked reviewed. Gene Ontology annotation, molecular function: heme binding; oxygen binding.
UUUCAGGAUAGAUCAUGCAAAAAAUAUGGGAAUGGAUAGUUGACAAGAAAACUAAUACAAUUCGAAAAUGGAGAUCAUCAAAUAUUCGACGAAAUAACACAGAACCCGAUGAUUUGUCAGCCUAUCGAAACGGAAAACGAAAAUCAUAUUCGGCUGGAAGCAUCACAUCUUCAUCAAAUUCUACAAAAAAGAACCCAGAUUUCGAAAAUUUUUUCGAAGAACCCCAAAUAAAAGUGAUGUUAGAUGCAAGACGAGAAUCAUUUCUUCGACAUUCAACAUCUGCUGAAGUGUUUCCUGUUGCUCCACCGGAUUUAGAAGUCGUCUUAGAGAGAUCAACCAAAACCACGCCCAAUCCAACUCCACGAACCGUUAGAAAACAGCUUCGAUUCGACAUUCCAGAGGUGCACAUUUCAUUUGAGACGAACGAGCCUCGAAAAGUGACUUUUGAAGGUGGCUCAACUUCUAAUUCAAUUGUACCUCCACCGAUUAUCGACUGGGAUUCGACGCCAAAAAUGAAUUCAGUACCAGAAAUUGAACCAAUUUUAUGCUUUGAUGAUGAAGUUUCUGUGACCACUCGAAGACUUUCAGCAAAUGAAAAAGCACGACAAAAUGUGAUAGCUCAAAGAAGGCAGAGUAAUGUUCAGUUAGUACAAUCAAUGAGUGGACGAACAACAACAACGACUUUAAUUCCAUUAACAUGUGCUCAAAUUCAUUUGGUUAGAGCAUUAUGGAGACAAGUUUAUACAACAAAAGGACCAACAGUGAUUGGAGCAAGUAUAUAUCAUCGAUUAUGUUUUAAGAAUGUGAUGGUAAAAGAACAAAUGAAACAAGUCGAGCUGCCGCCGAAAUUCCAAAAUCGUGACAAUUUUAUCAAAGCUCAUUGCAAAGCAGUAGCUGAAUUAAUAGAUCAAGUUGUUGAGAAUCUGGAUCAUUUGGAUAAUGUUACGGGUGAAUUGAUGAGAAUUGGAAGGGUACAUGCAAAAGUGCUACGUGGAGAAUUAACUGGGAAAUUAUGGAAUACGGUAGCUGAAACUAUCAUUGAUUGUACACUGGAAUGGGGUGACAGGAGGUGUCGAAGUGAAACAGUACGGAAGGCUUGGGCACUGAUUGUUGCAUUUGUUAUCGAAAAAAUCAAGGCAGGACAUCAUGAGCAGAGGAAACUAAUGCUAGGAACACGUCAAUCGCUUCCAUCAAUUCGAACACCAUCAAUGGAACGAUUUUAAUAAAUUAAUUGCUUGGUUCUGCUUUACAUAUCUUCGAUUUUUCCAUUUUUUUCUGAAAUUAUCUAUCUCAAGUAUUUUUAUCGGUUGACAAGUUUUCUGAAAAUUUUCCAGUUCUACAAGAUAUGGAAACCUGAAUACAAAAAUCAACUGAUAAAACUCUUAUUAAAAUAUGUUCAUGUGUCAUGUCACUUAUUUGUUUUCAUCAUUAGGUUCAGUUUCCAAUAGUUUUGCUCAUUCUUUUUCUUUUCCCUCUCUCCAAUUCGUACAGUGUAUCGACAUCUUGUGAUGAUCUCUUUUCAUUUUGGCUCUUCUGAAUUUUUGUUUCUUUUUUUUGCAAAUAAAUAUGUUCUAUGUCAAAAA